Messenger RNA from Symbiodinium sp. CCMP2456, 7806 nucleotides. The record is from the annotation of a GenBank genome assembly. NCBI's taxonomy places the organism in Eukaryota, Dinophyceae, Suessiales, Symbiodiniaceae.
GAGUUUUUGGACCCAGCCGAUGUAUUUGCUGCAGAUUCCUCGUCCUCUCAGGAGGAUGUCGUUCGGUGGGUUAGCUGCGUUAUCCUUAAGCAUGAUUACACGGCUGAAAAUCUCACUGUUGCGAUCGGCCUUCCAGCAACAGAAGGGGAGGCUAUUGAUGCGGUUCAGGCUGCUAGGGACCCUAACAUGCGGGAGUUGUUUCCUUCCCUGGUUCCGGUGCUUCCUCAGCCCUAUGAGGGUACGGCGGUAUUCUUGGCCGCCCCUCCGUGGUACACUGGUUACCAACGUGUGUGCCUGGACACCACGCGAUUUGAUCGACGUCUAUUCACUGCCUUUGCGCCUGCCUAUGCCUCCAGGGCAGAUCUGCUCUUCUUGGCAAACUUGCACAGUGUGAUUGAGCCGGAUGUAUGGGUAGGUGUUGAUCCUACUUUGCUUGUAGGGGACUUGCAGGUUCAUAUGUUCCCUGGCAUUUUGGUGUGGUUUAUGCCGUCUGGCAUAGCGCCGCCUUCCUCUACUACUCUGGGGCGGCUCCUGACUGAACCGGAUGGAUGGAGCACAGAGUCGGUGGUCCCAGCUGCCUCCUUUGAUGGAGCUUAUUGUCUUGUCUCUCAUGGGCAAGGGCGUCUAUACAUCACUGACUACGCUGCCCCCACCCACUAUCGACGGAACAUCGCCUUGACUACAGGCAUACCGCUACAGAAUCUCCGAUUGUUUGCUGCACAACCGCGUCCUUACGAUGUUGCGAUCCAAGGGGUCCCCUGUCGUACCGUUCUUGCGGCCGGUGAACACCGGGAGGAAGUGCAGCAACCGCCUUGGCAUCUUGUGAUCUUGGACUGCCGUCCGAUAGAAGACGGUUACCGUGCACUAAGGGCCUAUAAUCGGGUGAUUGAUGUCCAGAGUCUGCUGGACGACUUUCAACAAGACACCCCUUUUGGUUGGUGUGUCUGUUUGAGCGGAGGGCUCCCUCAGAUUGGGGAACUCGAGACCUUGCCGGGACAACUCUUAUCCCUGCGGUAUGUGCCUCGCACUGCGGCAGUUGGAGCCUCUUCACCUGAGGGUGCGCCCCUCACUGCUGGAUCUGGUGAAGCCCCUGCGCCUGUUCCUGGAUCUCACUCUCCCACUGGUCGUGAUCAAGGGGAGCCGUCGGACGAUGGAGAGGUCAGUGUGCGCGAUUUGCCGGAGGCUGAUGGUAAUGUUCGACCAGUCGAGGUUACUGCAUUGGUGCUAUCGCCUGAUUAUGCACAGGAAGAGGUGCGAUUUGUUGCUGAUUUUCCCCUGGCUCAGGAUGAGCUUCUCAGACAGGUUACUGCGGCACGGGAUCCUGAUGCCUGCCGCCGGUUUCCCGUCUUAAUUCCUGCUCCGGUUCAGCCGCCGUUUGCAUUUGUCUGCAUUUUGGCAGUCCCUGACUGGGCUUUUGCCGGAGUUCCUAUCGUUAUCUCAUGUGCCGAGCCUCCCUUUCGUAUCUUUGCGGCGGUGGUCCCGUCGGCUAUCAAUACGGACGGGGUUCUCCGUCUCGCGGGGGUGCAGGCCGAAGCAAGAGUGCAGGUAUUUGUCGGGGACGUCCCAUGGGCCGCUGCACCUGAUGUUACCAUCACAGUAAGGCCUGGGGACUUGGUCUCCAUCGUACCGGUUGGUGAUGUCGACGUCCCGCCGCUACACCUUGCUCAGAUGUUGCAUGAUGCCUCUGGCUGGCACGAUGACUCAGCUACCCCAGGUCCGUUCGGAGAGGCCAUUUGGCUGCUUACGGAUCGGACACAUCGCCUCUUUCGGCCUGACCGACAAGGUCGUCGACCUCUCCGGGCUGUUGUCGGGGAGCUGAUGCAGAUUCCACCCCCAGCUUUGAUGUUUAUGCCUGCGGACCCUCCUAUCCGCAACCAUGCCAGGAGUGGUAUCGUGGCAAGACAGGUCUUUCUUUCAGUGAGGCUACACAAUCGCAAUGACGUUCCGUUCAUCUUAGAUGCGAGACCAGUCCUUCUUUUUGUGGACUGGAAUGUAGCGGUCGACGGACGAGUUGAUGUGGCUGCUGUGUGUUCGAGACAUCUCAGCCGCUGUCCCCCAGGUUUCUGUGUGCGCCUCACCGGCGGGCAUGCUCCCAGAGGUUAUGAGAACCACUUCCGCCAGGUGCAUGCUGGACAGGUCCUUACCUUAGAAUAUGUCCCCCGGUGGACCGAGCGGACUCCGCGCUACGAUGGCCGGGGUCCAGGGCCUGACGACGAUCCCGACGCACCCGACUCCGACGAGGACAGAGCACUGCCAGAUGCGACAUAUGUAGGGCGGUCCGUGCUGAUUCCCCCUGCGAUCGAGAUUCCGCCUGCUGCCGCUGUGGCCUUCUUUCUAGCCCGCACUCUUCUUGAGGAGCUUUUCGACUAUUUCGUUGAGGUACCUAUGCGCAAUGGGGACAGGAGAGCCUCAGUGCUAUCUCUUGUGGACCUUAUACCCGAGGGGAUGGGUAACGCUGCCGUUGCUACCAGCCCGCAAGCGCCUGAUUGCUUUGAUCUCACUGGCCAGCAAUGUCUGCUGCCAGGUGACCCUCUUUGUAUCCGUCGGUUGUUUGAGAAGGUCCCUUUUGGAGACAUCUUGCCCGCUCCUGGCGGUCUCUGCAACCCAUCGCGAUUCUCUGAGUGGAUCCUUGAUGGAUGUGUCGGUCGUUGCCCUGGGCCUAAAGAGGCACUAGUUCUCACUUCCGACGGCUCUUUUCUGCCCGCCGACUCCUCUGCUGGAUGGGGUAUCUCCUUGAGUUUCAUUGAACGUGGUGCUUCCCCUGACUCGGGACAGUUUGGGGGAUGUCUUUACGGUUCGUUGGCCCGCUUUCGCAGCUUUCUUGGCUCCUCAUUGCCAGAUCCGUAUGAUGCCGAGGUCGCAGGCCUGCUAUGGUGUGCAGCCUUGGCUCUCAAGCUACCCCUAGCCUGCCCCGUCGUUUUUCGUGCUGAUAACAUCUCUGCGUUACAGGGUGUUGCAGGAGCCUCCCAGAUGAGGCAGUCCCCGCUUUGUGUCGCGGCGCGAAGCCUGCAUGCUGCAGUGAGCAUCCUUUAUGCUGGCUCUGUCUCCUAUGCACACGUUGCUGGUCACGCUGGUGAUCCUGCGAAUGAGCUUUCGGAUGCAUUGGCCUUUGCGGGUGCUUCCAGAACCGAUCUGCCGUGUGCCUAUGACUGGCCUGUCGAGCACUUUCUUUCGGAUCAGGCUAUUGCUGCACAGUGGGUGCCUCAUACCUGUCUGUCUCUUUUACGUCCUGAUGAAGUUCCGUGUCUCAAAGAGCAGGUUAUGACAUGGCCUAGGGAACCUGGUGCAUGCGACUUUGGGCCCGAAUUUGCGUUGCGCCCCUUCUUGCGAGCGUUCCCUCAGGCGCCGGCGCCUGGGCCGAGCGAGGGUGUUGGAUCCUCUUCCCUGGUUUUUCGGGCUGCCACCUACAAUGCCCUGUCGUUGCUGGAUGGUGCUCGUGCGGGCCAAAUGGGCCUUCACGGUGCUGUGGGUCGGCCGACCCUUUUGCAGCGCUCCCUUGCUGAAGCUGGCGUCCAUAUGGCUGGCCUCCAAGAAUGCCGUACUCCGGCCGGGCGUUCUAAGUGUGGAGAUUUCACCCGUUUCUCCUCUGGAUGUGAUGAUGCCUCCUGCUUUGGCGUUGAGCUUUGGAUAAGUGACCAGGGGCCCUGCCCGGCCUCUUCCUGUGUCGUUUUGCAUGCUGACCCCACCCGCUUGAUUGCUGGAUUGUCCCUCAGUGACACGACUAUUCGGGUCUUGGUUGGGCAUGCGCCACAUCGCAGUCACACUGCGGCUUUUCGCUCCGACUGGUGGAGCGCUACCACUCGGCUAUGUCAGUCCUUUUCGAGUGGGCUACAAUGGCUCCUCAUGCUUGAUGCCAACGCUCGCCUUGGCAGCCGGGUCACCUCGUCAGUCGGCAGCCAUCAGGCCGACGAGGAGGAUAUGUCUGGCGAUCUAUUCCAGACCCUACUGUCCAACCUUAAUGUCUGGCUUCCCUCUACUUUCUUCGACAGCAUGUGGGGCGAGGGAGGUACCCUGCUCCAGAAGCGGAGCGGUGCCUUUGACCGCUCGGACUAUGUUGGCGUGCCCGCGGAUUGGAGGGAUUGUGAUUGCCGUGCCUGGACUGAGCCCCGGGUCACGUCAGGCCAUGCCUGCGUUGACCAUAUUGCGGCUAUUGUGCAGACUGUGCUUUGCUUUCCUCGUCGCCAUGUGCGGCCGCGUGCUAAGCGUAUUGAUGCCGCAGCGCUUUCCAAACCAGAAAAUUCGGCACGGAUCGCCGGCAUCAUUCAAACUGCCCCACGCCCGGGCUGGCGAGUAGACUCUAGCGAGCAUGCUGCUAUUGUUGUUGAGCAUCUCUACCAAGGGCUUCUUGAGUGUUUUCCCUUGGAGAAGCGACGGCUGCAUGCUAGGUUCCUUUCUGAAUCUACGUCCACUUUGCAUCAAACGGUCUCUUCCCUCCGUCAUGCUAUCCGCACUCAAAAGAGUGCUCUGCGGUAUGCAUAUCUUAGAUGUGCCCUUGCGGCUUGGCGUGGUCUUGCUGUUGACUUCACUGACGCCUUCUCUGGCCGAUGGCUAUGGAUGAUGUUUGUUCGGUUUGGCCGAAACUGUCUCCUUUUGCGCCGGUUAGGUCGGAAGCUCAGGCAGGCGUGUCGCGAUGACAAGGCGGACUAUCUUUCCCGCUUGUCUUCCGAAAUCGCUGAUGCCCCGUGUCGAGAGUUGCAUACUGCUGUCCAGCGUGUACUCCGUCCUCGAAAGUACCGCAAGGCUUCAAAUGAUCCUCUCCCGACUCUCAGGCGUGCCAAUGGUACCACAUGUGUGUCAGAGGCCGAGAUUACCGAUGCCUGGCGGGAUCAUUUCAGUACCCUGGAGGGAGGCAGCCAGAUUGCUGCCCGCGACCUUGUUGAGAAAUGUCGGGAUGCUGUCGUUACAUCCGGCGACUUUGACCCGCUCAACGCUGCGAGUGUGCCGUCCUGGACUUCCCUUGAGGCGGCCUUCCGGCAUUCAGCCCCUCGCAAAGCGGCCGGUCCUGACCUCCUCCCCCCGGGCAUCUGUAGGCAUUUCAGUGCUUCUAUGACUGAGUUGUUUUGGCCCCUUCUUCUCAAGACCGUUUGUCGUGUCAGUGAACCGAUCGGCUUUAAAGGGGGGAUCUUAUACCACAUCGAUAAAGGUAAGGCCGGAUGUCGUGGGACUUGUGACGCCCAUCGGGGUAUCUUGGCCCAAUCCUGCCUGGCCAAGACCUUCCAUCGAUCCUUACGUGGCUUGGUCGUCAAGCACUGGAACAUGCAUUCGCUACCGAUGCAGCUUGGUGGCAAGUCCGGCUGUAGCUCUGUGUUCGGACACUUGUGCUCCCGGUCUAUCCUCAGUUUCGCGCGUUCGCAAACUUUGUCCGCUGGCCUCCUUUUUGUUGACCUUGCUUCGGCGUACUACGCCGUCAUCAGGGAGACGAUCCUUGGAGGUGGCCUCGCUGACAAGCCUCUUGCUGAAAUCGCGGGUGCCCUUGGGCUCACUGAUGAGGACCUGCAGGUCUUACACCACUAUGUUGCUAGGGAGCCUAUUCUCCAGCAGCAGUCAGCGGACCCUCUGCUGACAGACCUUGCCCGGCAGUUGCAUCAGCAAACCUGGUUUGUGUUAGCGGAGGAUUCUCACAUUGUUGAGACUAUGCGGGGUACCCGCCCUGGCGGUACCCUCGCCGACGCCCUUUUCAACGUUCUCUUUGAGCGCGUGUUGGCUCGUAGGGCUUCUCCUGCUCUUUCUGAGUCCUUUCCGCUCGUCCCGUGGGACGGUGUGCGGACCCCCUUUCCGGUUGAUCUGGCUGAUGCGCCGCGAAUGCGCAUUACUGAUAUCGUGUAUGCGGAUGACUUAUGCACCCCAGUUGUAUGUGCCCAUCCGGCGCAGCUACGCCAAACCAUUUCCGCUGUCACGGCGGACACUAUGGAUGUUCUUGCUCCACAUGCUCUGCGUGCGAACCUCGGUCCUGCCAAGACUGCGGCUGUUGUUGCGCCUGUGGGUGCCGGAUCCCGCCAGGCGAGGCACGAAAUGUUUGUUACUCUGCGUGGGCGGGCCCCAGUUUGGCCUGAGAGCAAGGGGGUCCUGUGGUUGGACCUAGUUCCCCGAUAUCGGCAUCUGGGUUCUUUGGUGUCGUAUGACGGACGGAUGGGUCCCGAGGUGCGUCACCGGCUUGCUCUGGCGGCCUCUUCCUUCCGGGAGGGUCGCCGAAAGCUAUUUGCCUGCCAGCAGAUCCCUAUUGCCCGGCGUGCCGCCUUGCUGCGCAGUCAUGUUCUUUCAGUCCUGCUAGCUGGUGCGGGCAGUUGGCCUAUACUGCAGAAGCAGGACUGGUCGGCUUUUUCCGGUGGGGUUCUUGGUAUGUAUAGGCAAUUGCUUGGGCUCAGGGCAACCGGCGCUUGGAAUCUGACCACUCACCAGCUCCUUGCGCGUGUGGGACUGCCUUCUCCUGCAGCACUCCUUAAUGCUGAGCGACUCAGGUUUCUUGGUCAAUUGAUCCGGAGUGCUCCCGAUCAGGUAUGGGCCCUUCUGGCGUGGAAUGUUCCCUAUCGGGACGGGCUCCGUUGCGCUGGUGCUUGGUUUCAUUCUCUUAUGUAUAACACCUGUUGUUUGGGGCCCAUUGAGCAGGAUUGGCCUUCCUGGUCGCGACUUCUCGGUGACCAGCCCGGGAAGUGGAAAGGCCUCCUCAAGCGAGCCGAGGCAUGUGAUGUUGAGAUUGCCCGUCUCCGGGCAUCUUUCGACUCGGCAGUAAGGGCUUUAUGGGUACCUGAACAGCCGACUCUCACCUCGCCUCUUGCUGGCAUGGAGCAUGGAUGUCUUAUCUGUGGCCUCGCUUUCGCUAGCCGCCAGCAAUGGGGAGCUCAUGCCCAAAAGGUUCACGGGUACCGUAACUUGGCCGCCAAGCUCGCUAUUGGCCGUACGUGUCGUGCUUGUCACAGCGUCUAUGCUACGGCAUCCCGCUUGAAGACGCACUUGCUCUACUCUGCUAGAUGUCGUAAGUUCCUCGAGACGCAUGCGUCUGAUCUCCCCGAUCCCGACCUCUCUAAGGCCGGCCAUGAGCAAAUGCCAGCUUUCCGAUGCCGCACCAGUGAGAGCUUACCGCCGGCGGGACAGGAGCUUUCCUCGGAACUCCUUACGGCCCUGCAGGCGGCAUCGCUUGCAACGGACCAGGAUAUCUACGAUGUGGUUGCGUCCGUGAUUUCCCCGCUUCCGGUGCUUCGCCGCACCCUCCUAUUUUGGCAAAGCACUUUGCCCCCGGGUGGAGUGGCCGACGCUGCGGCCGAUGUUGCUCUUGUGCUAUUCCCUGAGCAUGUCUGCUCUCGAGUGUGCGGGAAGCUGCCUGAUGCUGCCCCAGGCCCUGCAUUUGCUCCCCUUCUUGUGGUGCCUGUUUUGGCUGCCCCUGACGCCUCUUUGCCCGUCCUUUGGGUUGGUGCUUUGGAUCACGAUUGGAUUACUGCAUGGGGGUUGGACGGACAUCUGUGCCAACGGGUUGAGCCCUGCGAGCUCCCUGUUUGCUACUGUGUAUGUGCCGGCCUAUGUGUGCGUCUUUCGCCUCCCCCUUUCGGUGACCCGUGCUUUCUUGAUCCGGUGUCCAAGUCCCUCCGCCUCUUACGGCGACAUUCUGACUGGAUCCAGCACUUUCUUUCGGUUCUGAGGUGUUGCUUGGGUACCGCCUAUGUUGGGACGCCGGUCUCCCUGCGCGUCCCUUUCUGCUUUGGGCAGUUUGAGCCCCUGUCGACAUGGCUACAACAGGUAGCGUGUGUCGCAGGUGAGGCUUCUCCCUCCUGUUUCACUGUUGAAUUCAAUGCUAUGGACACGUCGUUCUGA